Messenger RNA from Monosiga brevicollis MX1, 684 nucleotides. RefSeq lists its product as uncharacterized. The record is from RefSeq and is a predicted model, not a curated record. Gene Ontology annotation, biological process: dephosphorylation; L-serine biosynthetic process. Gene Ontology annotation, cellular component: cytoplasm. Gene Ontology annotation, molecular function: L-phosphoserine phosphatase activity; magnesium ion binding. Lineage: Eukaryota; Choanoflagellata; Craspedida; Salpingoecidae. The transcript has 9 exons. Bases 1 to 684 code for a protein of 227 amino acids.
AUGGAUGUGGCAGCCGUGUAUCAGCGCGUACGGGCGGUCUGCUUUGAUGUGGACAGCACCGUUUGCAUCGAUGAGGGGAUCGAUAAGCUGGCAGAGUAUUGUGGCGUGGGCCAGGCGGUGGCUGAGUGGACGGCGCGGGCAAUGGGGGGAUCGGUGACCUUUCAGGACUCCUUUGCAGCACGCCUGGACAUUAUCAAGCCAACAACGGCACAGGUCCGUAUUCAAGCCCUGGUCGAGGAGGGCCCCAAGCUUACCCCCGGUGUCCGUGAGGUUGUGGCCGCCUUGCAGGCGCGCGGCGUUCAAGUGUUUUUGGUCACUGGGGGCAUCCGCCCUUUAAUUUUGCCCGUGGCAGCAGCACUCAACAUCUCUCCUGACAACAUCUUUGCCAACGUUCUGCAUCACGAUGCAACGGGCGCCUAUGUCGACUUUGACCGCAAUCAGCCCACCUCACGCACCGGUGGCAAGCAGGAGGUCGCGCGACUCCUUCGCGAAGAGCGUGGACUCGCCCCUUUGAUCAUGAUUGGUGAUGGUGCCACGGAUAUGGAAGCUCGGCCGCCCGCGGACGCCUUCAUCGGGUUUGGCGGCAACGUUGUGCGUGAAAAGGUCAAGGCCGGGGCUGACUGGUUCAUCUCGAGCUUUGACGAAUUGCUGGCCCUGGAAAAGAGCCAAGGUGCCAGCAGCUGA